Messenger RNA from Manis javanica (Malayan pangolin), 2007 nucleotides. NCBI's taxonomy places the organism in Eukaryota, Metazoa, Chordata, Mammalia, Pholidota, Manidae. The record is from RefSeq and is a predicted model, not a curated record.
GCAUCCAUUUGGCUUCCUUUCAUUCAUUUAAUCACUUUAAAAAUAUUGGGUACCUGCUGUGUGCCAAGCACUGAAGAGUCAGAGGGGAAUGAGAUUGACAGCUCUCCUUGUGGAGCUCACAUUCUAACAGGGAAGAUCAGCAACAAACGUAUAAACAAAUUUUGGGGAGAGUUAAAUUAGGUAUGAUAAGUCUAUGGAAAAAAAAGAAAUGGUCUUUGAGAGGAGUGGGUGUACUUUAGCUGGGAUAGUCAUGGAGGACCUCUCUGAGGCAGUGGCAUUUGAGCAGGUAACUGGAUCAAUGAAGGAGCAGCCAUGUAAGACAUGAAGGAUCAACAAAUGUCAAGGCCUCUGGACAGAAAAGAUUUCAGAGCACGCCCUUGGCUCCCACCAAAAGAAAAGUAACACACAAAACCAAAAAACACCAGACCCAGAUGCCUUCACUGGUGAAUUCUUUCAAAUAUUUAAGGAAGAAAAUCCAAAUAAUCUGCAGAUAAAGUAUUAAAAUUAACCAGUGAAUUUGGCAAGGUUGUAAAAUACCAGAUUGAUGUAUAUAAAUUCAAUUCUGUAUAUUAGCAAAAACUAACAAGAAAAUGAAAAUGUUUUAAUGAUGUAAAUUACAUUAACAUUGUUAAAAAUCAAAAUUCAGUGGCUGUGCGACGCCGGGCCCAGGGGAGGGGAUUGUGCCGGGGGCUGGCGGAUGCGGCUGGGGCUGCAAUAGCAGCGGCGAGGGACGGAGCCAGCCCGGCGGCUGCUGGCAGACACUGAGGGAACGGAGGAAGCCGCCAUGUCUCGCUACACGAGGCCCCCCUACACCUCCCUGUUCGUCAGGAACAUCGCGGACACCACCAGGUCUGAGGACUUACGCCGUGAGUUCAGUCGAUAUGGCCCUAUAGUAGACGUUUACAUUCCACUUGACUUCUACACCCGCCGCCCAAGAGGAUUUGCUAAUGUCAUUGAAGAUGUUCGUGAUGCUGAAGAUGCUCUUUAUAACCUCAAUAGAAAGUGGGUAUGUGGUCGUCAAAUUGAAAUACGGUUUGCGCAAGGUGAUCGCAAAACACCAGGCCAAAUGAAAUCAAAAGAACGUCACCCUUGUUCUCCAAAUGAUCAUAGGAGAUGGAGAAGCCCCAGCCAAAGGAGAACUCGAAGUAGAAGUUCUUCAUGGGGAAGAAACAGGAGGUGGUCUGAUAGCCUUAAAGAGCCUUCGACACAGGCGAUUUUCUUCCAGCCAAUCCAGUCUUGCUCCAAGUCACUCCCAAGGCAGUCCACCUCAGCAAGGCAGUCAAGAACCCCAAGAAGGAAUGGUUCUCAAGGACGGUCAAGGUCCAAGUCCUUACAAAAAAGGUCCAAGUCAAUAGGAAAAUCACUAUCAAAUUCACCUCAAAAGCAGACUAGCUCAGGAACAAAAUCAAGAUCACACAGAAGACAUUCUGACUCCAUAGCAAGCUCCCCGUGUAAGUCUCCCAAAGGGUAUGCCAACUCUGAGACGAAAGCACAGACAGCAAAACACUCUCAUUUUCGAUCACAUUCCAGAUCUCGGAGUUACCGUCAUAAAAACAGUUGGUGAACAAUAUCAGAAGAGCACUGUGUAGUCUUUAAUGUAAGUUAUUAAACCUCUCAUGUUAAGUAAAACUUCUUUAAGGCUUACAGAAAAUGUGAGUUGAUAUUAGUUACUUUGGGCAUAUGCAAGAAAGAAAACCUCUCUAGCUUUGGGUUAGUUAAGAUUUGGUCUCAGUUCAAGGCCCACACCACAAAUUAUCAUGUGUCUGAUGUCACCAUAUUAUGGACUAUGUUUUGUUUAUGUUGUGGCAGAAGGGUACUUUUCAAAGGAAAUGGGUAAAAUGGAACUAACUGAGAAAGUUCUACUUAGAUAUUAAGUAUUAUUAAUAAAAUAAUACCCCAAAAUAUUUUUCUCUUUAAAGCAUGAUGUAAAAAGUAAUUUUGACCAUAUAAUUACAUAGGGCAGACUUAAGCUGUUUGACACCUUAUGUCCUCCUUUCUUCUGCUUAA